Strigops habroptila (Kakapo) is the source of this 4848-nucleotide messenger RNA. It is a transcript of the gene POU3F2, whose product is annotated as POU class 3 homeobox 2. Gene Ontology annotation, biological process: brain development; regulation of transcription by RNA polymerase II. Gene Ontology annotation, molecular function: RNA polymerase II cis-regulatory region sequence-specific DNA binding; DNA-binding transcription factor activity, RNA polymerase II-specific. The record is from RefSeq and is a predicted model, not a curated record. NCBI's taxonomy places the organism in Eukaryota, Metazoa, Chordata, Aves, Psittaciformes, Psittacidae. Bases 79 to 1389 code for a protein of 436 amino acids. Gene Ontology annotation, cellular component: nucleus. The transcript has a single exon.
UGCGGCGCCCGAGGCGAAAAAGUAGCUGUCAAAUGCGCGGCGCCUUUAACCGGCGCGAUCAGUGCGGCUCGGCGAGUCAUGGCGACCGCAGCCUCCAACCACUACAGCCUGCUCGCCUCCGGCUCCCCCAUGGUGCACGCCGAGCCGCCCGGCGGCAUGCAGCCCGGCGGCGGCUACCGCGACGCCGGCGCCCUGGUGCAGGCGGACUACGCGCUGCAGAGCAACGGGCACCCGCUGAGCCACGCUCACCAGUGGAUCGCGGCGCUGUCCCACGGCGGCCCCGGCGGCGGCGGCGGCGGCGGCGGCGGCGGCGGGGGAGGCGGCGGCGGCGGCGAGGCGCCCUGGUCGGCGGGCGCGCUGGGCCAGCCCGACAUCAAGCCGGCGGUGGUGCAGGCGGGCGGGCGCGGCGACGAGCUGCCGCCGCCGCAGCACCCGCCGCCGGGGCGGGCGCCGCACCUGGUGCACCACGGCGGCGGCGGCGGGCACCACGCGGCGGCGGCGGCGGCGGCAGCGGCGGCGUGGCGGGCGGGCGGCGCGGCGCACCUGCCGCCCGGCAUGGCCGCGGCCAACGGCGCGCAGGCGGGGCUGCUGUACUCGCAGCCGCCCGGCUUCACCGUGAACGGCAUGCUGGGCGCCGCGCAGCCGGCGCUGCACCACCACGGCCUGCGCGAUGCCCACGAGGAGCCGCCGCCGGGGCCGCCCGGGCCGCCGCACCACGGCCCCGAGCACCCGCCGCCGCCCCACGGCCCCCACCCCGGGGCGGCCGGGCCCGCGUCCGCCUCCGCCGCCGCCUCCGCCGCGCCGCCCGGGCCGCCGCCGCACCACGACCCGCACUCGGACGAGGACACGCCGACCUCGGACGACCUGGAGCAGUUCGCCAAGCAGUUCAAGCAGCGGCGCAUCAAACUGGGAUUUACCCAAGCGGACGUGGGGCUGGCUCUGGGCACCCUCUACGGCAACGUCUUCUCGCAGACCACCAUCUGCCGCUUCGAGGCCCUGCAGCUCAGCUUCAAGAACAUGUGCAAGCUGAAGCCUUUGUUGAACAAGUGGUUGGAGGAGGCGGACUCCUCCUCGGGCAGCCCCACCAGCAUAGACAAGAUAGCGGCGCAGGGCCGCAAGCGGAAAAAGCGCACCUCCAUCGAGGUGAGCGUCAAGGGCGCGCUGGAGAGCCACUUCCUCAAGUGCCCCAAGCCCUCCGCCCAGGAGAUCACCUCGCUCGCGGACAGCCUACAGCUGGAGAAGGAGGUGGUGAGAGUGUGGUUUUGUAACAGGAGACAGAAAGAGAAGCGCAUGACUCCCCCGGGAGGGACGCUGCCGGGAGCCGAGGACGUGUACGGGGCCAGCAGGGACACGCCGCCGCACCACGGGGUGCAGACCCCCGUGCAGUGAACUCGCGGCGGGGGCGCCCGGCCCCUCCUCCUCCUUCUCCUCCUCUUCCUCCUCCUCCUCUCCUCCUCCUUCCCCCAACUUUUGAUUGUCCUCCUUUUUUUCUUUUUUGCUUUUCUUUUUUUUGUUGUUGUUGUUGUUUUAAUUUUCUCCUAUCUUUAACAAAAAGACAAAAACAAAAAAACAAAAACAAAACAAAAAAACGAACAAAAAACGCGAAAAAAGAAAAAAAAAGAAAACAAAACAAAAAGCGAGCGAGAGGGCGAGCGCAAAUCACAGCAGACAGACAGACAGACAAAGCACCUGCACCGGACUAUCCCUUAGACGGUAGCGGGUGCGAUGCUGGAUUUUGACCUUUCCAGGCGAGUGCCCGUGCACCGGAGUGGAGUGAGUACCGCGCACAGGCAGGCAGGCAGGUACCGGCAGGGCAGCGGCAGGCACCGGCUCGCACCGGCGGGGCGAAGCGGUUCGCACUAAACUCCUUUGCCCGCUGGAGACAAAAUCCGGCGCUGCCCGGCCGGGGAGGGGGCGGGAGGGGAGAGGGGAAAGGUUGGGGGGAAGGGGGUGAGCCACCUCGGGUCCCCUCCGCAGCCCCCUCCCGCCACACAAAGGCAGAUUGCAUUGUGGAAUGUCGCUCGGUGUUGGCACAUGCUGCUGUGUUUAUUUUCUGUGGAUCCCCUGUAGGAAUAUAUGGGGGGAAAAAAAAAAAAUAAAAAAAAAGAAAAAAAAAGAGAAAGGAAAAGCUCUCCCUUUUGAUGUAGGCAGUAUUUAACCGUACCAAUUUGCACUGCAAGAAAAUCGAAGUUUACAUAAACAAAUUGUUUUAUUAUUUUUUUUUCUUUUUAUUUUUUCCCCCCUUCCUUUCCGACCUUGAUUUUGCAAAUGACUUGCAUUUUCCACGGUGAGCGUUAGUCAACCAGUGACCGGUCUACAAUAUGUUACUGUGUUUUAGCCUUUGCUUUAUGUGUAUAUGUGAACUUUUGUUAUAAACAAGUCUUCUUAAAUAUGUGUAACGCUUAUUUUCUCCUUUUACCGUAGCAGAAAGAAUGCGUAUAUCUGUAUGUAUGUACACGUAUGCAUGCAUGCAUAGACGUACAUAUAUACACAUAUAUUUAAUCUCGCUAUAUACACAUAUAUAUGCACCACCAGCUUCCAUUCUCCAGAGACGUGACUCUCGUAAUUGCUUAAUAUAUGCCUUCAACGGCAAGAGUCGAGCUUGGAGAAGGGAGAAUAAUGCGAAUGGACAAAGUAAACUUCAUUUUCAGGCAGUGUGGCCGGGGGCCGAGGUGCAGUCAGAGGGGGAGGAGAACAAAAUCGCAUACAGCCUUCCCAGACCGUGGCAGUGCGGGCGAGCAAGGCCCGGAGUGGGAAAGGCGGAGGCGAAACAACACGUUUCCAGAGUUUUCCCGGAGAAAGUGGCACUUCCUUGAGAGGGAAAGGGGAUUGUUUAGCUUCACCCCCCUCCACCCCCCCCAGCUCCUUUCCCUUCCUCCCCCAGGCUCCCCGAGAGUGCCUUGGGCAUCCCGGUCCCCCGCCCGGGCCGAUGUCCGCCUCCAAACUUUCUUUCCUUGAGGAGUUUCGCAUCAAGGCAGAGCCAGGGAGAGCCUGAGGAGCUGCUGGGCCCGGGGGGAGGUGUGUGUGUGUGUGUGCUUACACCUGCGUGUAAACACACGCUACCCCCUCCUCCCCGCAGAGACCGUGCGCGCUUCUUUUCCGCUUUUACUUUCCAUAUUUCUGUUAUUUUUCUGUUUGUAUCUAGCCCCUCUCCCACCUAUCCCCACCCCCACCCGUCCUUCGGUCAGAUUGCGGUAUCAUUUCUGGAAGGAAAGGACCAGUUUUAACUCGGGCAGCCGUGUGUCUUUCACUGGGGAAUGAAAUGAAGUGGUGGUGGGGGAAAUGCUAUUUUUCAAUCCGUCUUUCCCCCCUCCCCCCUUCGUUAAUAGUUUUAAAGUGCAUUUCGCGACAUUAUCUUGAUGGGAAACGGUUAACUUUCAAAAAAAUGAAAAAGAAAAAGAAAAAAAAUGAAAAAACAAACAGCGGGACAAAAGGAGGGAGGAAAGAAUAAAAAAAAGGGAAAUAAAAAGCAACCCCCAAAGCUCUAAAGGGAAGCGGAGGAGCGGGACCUCGGAGCAGCGCAUGGAUGUGCGUGUGCCUGAGUGCGCGUCUGUGCGCUUCUGCACACACACAGCUAUGCACCCACAGGAGAGGAACUUUCUGAUAGUUCUGAAUUCAUAAAGGGAUCAUUUAGGCAGCACAAACCGGUGCUAUAGAGACAGAGCAUUUUUAUAAUCGAAAAGUUUACUUAGUUGAGUGUUGGACAAUUAUGGAGAAAAAGAAACAGUGAAGCGUUCUCUCGCAGAACUCUCCUAUAAAUAUUGCAUUCAGUAGCUAAGGCUUUAGAGUGUGUUUCUCAUUGUCUUUCAAAGCGCCUGUGACAUUGGGUUUUCUUUCCUUCUUUCUUUCCCUCUCCCUUUCUUUCUUUCUCUUUCUCUCUCUCUUUCUUUCUUCUUGGUAAGACAGAUGAUGAUUUCUAAGAGGCACAUGAUUAGCCUUUUUCCUAGUUUUCCAACAAUUGUUACAAAGAUACGGGCACCAAGCUUUUCUCUUUUCUUUUUUUUUUUUUUUUUUUUUUACCAUUUUUUUUUUUUUUUUCCUUUUUUUUUUUGUUGGAUGUAUUGAGCUGCUUGUUAUUUAAAGUAUUGAGGACUAGCGCCUAGUGAAGUGAAGCAGAUCAGGGCAGAUCCAGUGGUAAAGGGAGGAAAUGAACUUUCAGACACUUAUUAAUACGUGCGUAAGGUCAGAAAAUGCAGUCGAAAGGAUGUUUGAGAAAAGCCUCAAACUCCAAAUAGGUUUACUUAAAAAACAAAACACAAAAGUUACCACGCAAACCUUACCACUAUGUAUAUAUGUUUAAUAUUUGUCCUUUGAAAUGCAGAAAUAGUUUCAAUGUUUUCUUUGUCUAUUUUUCUUUUUUUUUUUUUUUAAAUGCUACCCAGGGAAAUAUUUUCAUAUCAUUUUUAAGUGGCCUGCCUCAAUGUAUAUUUAUUUCUUUUAAAGCAAACAGGUUCUGGAAACUGUUUUUCUGUAGCUUUAAAUGAGUAGGUGAACAAAAUCUAUAUGGGAUGUAAUUUUUUUUUUUUCUUGGUUCAGUCUCCAAAAAAUACUUUGUUUUGGUACAUUUGGAUGUGCUUGUGGGGAAAAAUAAAAACGCAGAGAUCCUUAUAUAUUUAUGUUAAAGUAAUAUUUUAUUAUCUACAUAAAACAGAAAUGCACAAUACCUUCAUAGUUUGUUCUAAUUAUUGAAAUAUCUUUAUUUUAUUUUUAAAGAUAGCACAGAUUUGCAUAGUUCUUAAGAUUUGGAGGGAGAACACCCCAGUACUUAUACUGAGUUGCGUUCUGUGUAAAAGCACCGCCAUUCCUUUAUAUUUCAUGGAAUUUUUGGAAUAAAUUUGAUGCCUAUAC